Messenger RNA from Aricia agestis (brown argus), 657 nucleotides. RefSeq names its product 40S ribosomal protein S23 (gene RpS23). Gene Ontology annotation, biological process: translation. Gene Ontology annotation, molecular function: structural constituent of ribosome. The coding region runs from base 20 to 553 and encodes 177 amino acids. The record is from RefSeq and is a predicted model, not a curated record. Gene Ontology annotation, cellular component: ribosome; cytosolic small ribosomal subunit. NCBI's taxonomy places the organism in Eukaryota, Metazoa, Arthropoda, Insecta, Lepidoptera, Lycaenidae. The transcript is spliced from 5 exons.
UUGCCCUAAUAGACUGUCUAUGUUUUUUUGUUAUGUUGGCUACUUUGUUGAUUUGAAGUUUGUCGCUGGCCAAAAAUUAAUUCUUUUCCCAUCCGUAGCCGAUCGGUGUCGUGCUAUCAAAAUGGGCAAGCCGCGGGGUAUCCGUACCGCGCGGAAGCACGUGAACCAUCGCAGGGAGCAGCGAUGGGCGGACAAAGAUUACAAAAAAGCCCACAUGGGAACAAGAUGGAAGGCUAACCCCUUCGGUGGUGCAUCUCACGCCAAGGGAAUCGUCCUAGAAAAAGUAGGUGUUGAGGCCAAGCAGCCCAACUCUGCCAUCAGAAAGUGUGUCAGGGUCCAGCUCAUCAAGAAUGGUAAAAAGGUGACGGCGUUCGUACCCCGUGACGGUUGUCUCAACCACAUUGAGGAGAACGAUGAAGUGCUAGUUGCAGGUUUCGGUCGUAAGGGUCAUGCCGUCGGUGACAUUCCUGGAGUCAGAUUUAAGGUGGUGAAGGUAGCCAAUGUGUCGCUGCUCGCCUUGUACAAAGAGAAGAAGGAGAGGCCAAGAUCUUAAGUUAACUCUUUUGUGAUAGGACUGCUGGGAAGUUACUUUUAAGAGUAAUGUUUAUAAAAAGAUAAAAUCCAAAUAUGCAAUAAAGUACAUAUUGUAUAUGCCAA